ACCUGCGCAACGCGCGCGUACCCAGCGAGAUCCGCCGCGAGAGGCGCGGCGUCGCGACGCUGCUGCUGGCAUGUGCCGCAGAUUAUGCCGCAUUGGCACAACCGUACGACACCGGUCGGUCGAGAAGGCUCGCCGCGAGUGGGUUCUCUCGCGAGCCGAAUCGAAUUAGUCGGACGCAACGACGGAGAAUCAAGAACAGGAGGAGAAAAGAAAGGACACGAUGCGCCGCCGCGGAAGGAGACGACGGCCAACGGAAGAUCGUCGAUGAGGAAAAAAAUUCGUCGCGACUUCGGCGAAUCCGAGGGGGUAACACGCGUCGAAGGAUUCGUUAGAGGAGGCUACGGGUGAAAGAAAAAGUGUCCUAGCGGCAGCAGUGAUAUCGGCUUACCGGGUGAGACAACUGGCGCUCAGGAUCAUGAACGUGCGACGGUUGCCCGGUUUCAUGUACCACUACAAAACGGCCACGAUCCUCGUGUUCUCGAUGGUCCUGCUGGUCGUCUACUUGCUCCUCCACUGGGGCAUCAUGUGCACGAACCUCGAAGCAUGGCGGCACGUAUCCAACGUGUGCAGUACGCACAGAAAAGGAGACGCAAUAGGAAUUCUGUGCGACCCGCUAUGCGCAGAAAGGGGUAUUCAUUCGCUCGCGUGCGAAACGCUGCAUGCCGGCAAAGAAGCUGUUUUCUCCGCGCACUGGGAAGCGACGCGACUAGUAUUCAAAGCUUCAAGAACGAAGACUACGGCUGAGCAGUUCGAGUCGCUCUACUGGACGGACGCGUCCGGCAUGAAGCAUUUCCCAUCGGAGGAGGACUUCGGCAACAUGAUCAGGGAUCUGGUCGUCAGCAAGUUGAACGUGACGCUGGCUCGGCAUCAAUUAGAGAGGCUGACGCGUCUUCGGACGCAUCGCGUAGAAACGGAGCCGACUAGGCGACAGCUCGAGAUGGAGAACCUUUGGCCGUUGCUGCAGGAGAACGAGUACCUGAUCAGCAUCCUUUACGAAGACAGGGACAUUUUUCCGCAGCUGAUUGGCACGUGCGGUACGUUCUACGCGGUCGAGUACGUAAGGCCUAUCGAGACGCCCACGACGGUCCUCGCGCUAUCCGAUUCGAAACCGGAAUGGGCGAAACGUCUGAAACUGGCUGUGAUGAUACUGGACCUGCUCGAGGAACUGGACACCAAUUUCCCGGAGCCGAUCCAUCUGUGCGACGUGAAGAUAAACCAUUUCGGUCUGCCGCUGGGCGGCCAGAAGCUCAAGUUCCUCGACCUGGACGCCGCGUUUCCUAAAACGAUUAUCAGCCGUAUCACGUCCGACAAGAAGGCCUGCAAGAGACACGAGGACUGCGACUACUUCGACUGCAGAACGGUCUGCUCGAAGAACAAGCGAUGCGAGUCACCUGUGCUGAACAAUAAUUUGCAGAUCGUGUGUGAGAAGAUAUUUCUCGGUUGGACUCUAUCCGGAACUAUCAUAAUACCCGGCCUACUCAUGUCGGAGCACACCACCAGCACUUUGGCAGUGUUGUUACGGCAAUGCGCGAACCCAGCUGGCGACAUCGAGCACUUGCCCCGUGCUGCUGUUCCUGACAGCUUGAAAACACGACUGUACAAUAUGCUACACGAAAUGGAACAGGAAAUCGCCGCUUCUGUCUAGACAUUAAUUUCAUUGGGAUUUCUUUCGGCGAAAUUCGCUGUUAAUGGUUGGUGACUGGUUGCUCCGAUGAUGCUCGGAGCCACCAUUCUUUGGAGCAUCGCGAUGAGACAAUUGAACAUGAAAUAUUCAAAUAAAAAACGAAUUUGCUCCAGCUGUUAAUAUUAGAACUAUUCCAACAAGAGAGUUAAAACGUUAAAUGUUGUGUUUUUUGUAAUCGUGAGGAUUUUUACAUCUAAAAUUGCUUUAAAAAUUGAUGUUUUCAUUUACGUGAUACAAUGUAUAUCGCGAAGAAAUAAUUUUAACUAGUUCUAGUGUUAAUCACGAAUCACCGAAGAUAAAUGUUUCAUCUAAAGUGGCCUUUAGAGUACGAACAGUCCGUACGUAGUGUCUCAUUUUAAUAUGUUGCAAAUAACGGUUAAGGAACAAAUUGACUAUUUUCUUAACAAAAUUAUUAACAACAAAAACGUUAAUUUUGCGUUCAAAUUUAAUUUAAAUUCACGAAAAGUCGAAUUAUUUGGUUCUCUAAUGGAAAAUAGAUAAAAUUUAAAUAAUUAUUUAUACAUACAACUAUAUGUAAUACACACAUUCACAUAUAGAUUAGAAUAAGAUGCUGAUAAAAGCGAAUUGAUUUUCCAUAGUUGCAGAAUUGCCUCUAUGAGAAAGAUCGAUUAUUAGAGCUUGUUGUCCCGGCCUUUCAAAAUUAUUUAAAUUAAUUUUGAACAGUAGUAUAAAUAAAACACAGUGCAUAAUAAGCACACCUCGAAUCCAAAGUAGUUAGAAUAUAAUAGAUCGAAGAAUUUUUUUAUAGAUUCGAUAGAUUUUUAUAGUUUCAAGGAAAAGAACGAUCUUUGUACUUCAAAAGUAUAAGGAAAUAAAUGACCAUUAGAGGCUAGUGAUAGUAAUAAGGGAAAAGAUAGUAACAUCGAUUAUUAUUAACAUCGAGCACAAGUAUAAACUACUUUCACUUAAUAGCAGCCUUAUUACAGAAUAUUGAAAUCUACUCGAUACGCUUAUAUAGAAGCCAAAGUACAAGAGUCACUACUUUUAAUAUACGCCAGUACGGCUUGAGGCACUUACUUAAUAACAUUAAUAUCGAUUUAGCGCAAUAAAAUUGCGGAAUCCAUUCCGCAACCUUUAUCAUUAGAAUAUAGUAUCCAAUGUCAACUUUAGGAAGUUUAGAUUUCUAGAAACUUCGAAUUUCAAAUUCGCCAGAAAUUCAAUGAACUCACUGGGUUGAAUGAAGCAUUUUUAACAAAAAGCAAUCAUUUGCCAAUUUUUAUGUAUUGUUUGUGAUUUCAUGGAAGGCAAUAUUUAUAAACCUUAUUUUCAAAAAUAAAAAAUUGAUUCCUUAAAAUAUAUCAACCCAAAUUAUUAUUUGCAUGCCCUCUUUUUUAAGUAGAGUAGAGUCUGUAUUAAUUUUACUCUAUUUUACUCGAGUCUAUAUUAUUUUACUUGUAUGUAAUGUAAGUAGAGUCUGAAUGUAAACAAAUAUUAAGGGAUAAUUUUGUAUUGAAUAUUUGAAUGUUUUUCGUUGAAAAUAAAUAAAAUAAUCAAAAAUUAACAUGAU
This is a messenger RNA of Nomia melanderi (Alkali bee), 3212 nucleotides long. RefSeq names its product divergent protein kinase domain 1C (gene aln). The record is from RefSeq and is a predicted model, not a curated record. NCBI's taxonomy places the organism in Eukaryota, Metazoa, Arthropoda, Insecta, Hymenoptera, Halictidae.